AUGGUGCAUGACGAUGGUUCUGUUGAGGACAAAAUCGAUCUAGAGGAAAUGUUACGUCAAGCAGAACCCGAGAUGCUGAUGGGGUCGGCUAGAGGGUUAAAUAACUUUGAAGCUUUACAGAAGGCAGCAAAGGAAGUUUUGUACGAUGAGUCGAAGGGUUGUGACAGUGAGUUCACAACACUCCGGUCAGUUCUUGAACUUAUGAGGUUAAAGGCGAGACAUGGAUGGUCUGAUACCAGUUUCGACAGUCUGUUAGAACUUCUGCAGAAAAUGCUCCCGAGGCCUAACUCACUACCAUCCAGCACAUAUCAAGCAAAGAAACUCAUAUGCCCCCUUUCACUUGAAGGGCGCAAGAAGGAUGGGAUGAUUCGACACCCGGCAGAUGCUCAUCAGUGGAUAAACUUUGAUGCUCAGUAUAGAGAGUUUGCUAAAGACCCACGGAAUAUUAGAUUUGCCCUGAGUACUGUUGGAGUUAAUCCUUUUGGUGACAUAAGCAGCUCACAUAGUACUUGGCAAGGACCCCAUCAGCCUGGUAUUGAUAUUGACGUAUUUCUUGAACCAUUGUUGGAAGAUAUAGCUGAUUUAUGGAAAGAUGGAUUGAAAGUGUGGGACGAGUACUUAAGGGAAUACUUCACAGUGAAGGCCAUCAUCUUCGUGACCAUUAACGAUUAUCCAGCAAUGUUUUCAGUUUCAGGUCAAAUUAAAGGUAAAACAGGAUGUGUGAUCUGCUUGAAUGGAACGUACUAUAGGUAUCUCCCGGGUUCCAACAAGCUUGUGUACAUGCGGCACUGGCGGUUCCUACGCACAAAUCACAAGUACCGCAAGAUGAAGGCGGAGUUCGAUGGUACUGAAGAGACUGAUCCUACACCAAAACCUAUAUCGGGAGAAAAGGUGUGUGCAAUGACAGAGAAAAUUGUUUGCGAGUUUGGAAAAAUGACUAAGAAACCAUCAAAGGGGACAAAGCGCAAGAAACCCGAGAAGAAUACGAAACAAGGGGAUAGUAAGAAGCAAGAUGAUAGUUCGAAGCCAGAUGAUAAACUCCCUCCCCCAUUCAAGAAGCAUUCCAUAUUUUUUAAGUACCUCCCGUACUGGAAAGAUCUGGAGAAGACUAAAGAUGGUCUGCAAUCAAGGAUGGACCUAGUCGAGAUGGGAAUCAGGGAAGAGUUACACCCUCAAGAAGGAGAAAAGAAUGGCAAAGUAUAUCUUCCACCAGCCUGUUUCACACUGACACCUAAGGAGAAGAAGUCAGUUUGCAACUCACUCCGUGAUGUCAGAGUGCCCAUAGGUUUCUCAUCAAACAUCAGUCGACUAGUUUCAAUGAAAGAUUUUUCGGUAUCUGGUUAUAAUUCAUACGACUGCCAUGUCUUGCUCACCGUGUUUCUUGCAAUUGCAAUAAGGGCCAUAAAACCGAAGCAUUUAAAGGUUGCUAUCACAAGGUUGUGCUACUUUUUCAACGCAGUGUCACAGAAGGUUAUUAGUCUCGAAGAGUUAGGAAAUCUCCAUACAUUCGCACAUGAGACACAGUGCCAACUUGAGAUGUGUUUCCCUCCGUCAUUUUUUGAUAUGAUGGAGCACCUCAUUGUUCACAUAGUGCCGCAGAUGGUUGCACUUGGCCCAUUGUACCUCCAUCAAAUGUGGUCAUACGAGCAUUACAUGGCGGUUUUGAAGGGUUACGUUCGAAAUCAUGCACAUCCAGAGGGAUCAAUGGUUGAGGGUUAUAGUACUGAAGAGGUUGUCGAGUGCUGUAUCGAUUACCUCAAAUAUGGAUAUGCAAUUGGAGUACCUGUGCCUCGACACGAAGGCAGGUUGAGUGGCAGGGGAACGAUAGGAAAGAAGAGAUUCGUCACCCAUGAUCACAAAUCAUUCCAAGAAGCUCACUUUAGCGUGCUUCAUCAGUUUGCUAUCGUUGAGCCGUACAUCGAUCAACAUAUCGAACUAAUACGAGCUAACAAUAAGGGUCGCACCACCGAGUGGAUAAUGAAAGAACACAAGCGUCUCUUCAUAGAUUGGUUGCGAGACCUAGACUUACCUGAGGGACAAACUACCGAUGAAAUAACUAUGAAGCGGUUGGCUUGUGGUCCAUCAACUACAGUAAAUUCUUGGCAAGGAUAUGACAUUAAUGUAUACUCGUUUAGCACAAGAGCCCGAGAUAAUAAGACCUGUACGCAAAACAGCGGUGUCCGUGUGGAGUGGGUAAAAUACCCGAACGGGGUCAAUGUUGAUAAGUUUGGUCUUACUGUUGUUGACCUGGCGAGUGUGGGUCACAAGGAUGACCCUUGGGUACUCGCCAAUCGCGUGGCACAAGUGUUUUAUGUGAAAGACCCUUCAAUUUUGAAGAAAGAUAUAGUGCUACCAGGGAAACAAAAGAUAUUGGGAGUGGAUGGGGUUGAAGAUGUCGAAGAUUACAACCAAUACGAUAGUAUGCCACUUUAUAGUCAGUUUGUACAGAAGAUUAAGAAUGUUGAGACAUCUACUCAGAAGAUCGUGAAGCCUUACAUGCGCACGGACGGUGUGGGCAAAAAUGUUAAAGGGUAA
Molecule: messenger RNA, 2535 nt
Organism: Oryza sativa Japonica Group (Japanese rice)
Lineage: Eukaryota; Viridiplantae; Streptophyta; Magnoliopsida; Poales; Poaceae
Source: RefSeq, a predicted model, not a curated record